This is a messenger RNA of Phasianus colchicus (ring-necked pheasant), 5234 nucleotides long. RefSeq names its product signal peptide, CUB domain and EGF like domain containing 3 (gene SCUBE3). NCBI's taxonomy places the organism in Eukaryota, Metazoa, Chordata, Aves, Galliformes, Phasianidae. Gene Ontology annotation, biological process: signal transduction. Gene Ontology annotation, molecular function: calcium ion binding. The record is from RefSeq and is a predicted model, not a curated record. Gene Ontology annotation, cellular component: cell surface.
UCCUGCAGGCAGAGCCCAGCCUGGGGGUGCGAGGGGGGAGCCGGGAAGGAGUAGCUAAAGCCAAAUAGAAAGAAAGAAAGGCUGGGAGAAAAAGGGCGUUGCUUGGAUGGGGCUCUCCUUUCCACUCCCCUUUCUCAGGUCCCCAGCACCAGUGCAAGGCGCCUGCUUCCCCCCUUCAUCGCCGCCGCCGCUGCUGCUGCUCUCUUGCAGAACUGGAAUUGGCUGGGAUUAUUUAGCAAAAAGAAGAAGAAGGAGAAGAAGGAGAAGGGAUCAGAGCAGCCGCCAGGGAGAGGGCGAUAGAGUCCACUUUCUUCCAACUGCCCUAGGUCUCCUUCCCUCACUCUCUCCUCUUUAGCAACACCAAGAGCCCCACACUGAACCCAGAGCAGCUUUUUCCAUCAUUUCAGUUCCCUUCCCUCCUUCUGUCUCACACACAGCAAGAGGAGAGCCCCUUCCUUCUCUUGCCUUCCCUUUGCAUGCUCAGCCUCUUGUUUCCUUUAAAGCACGAGAAAUCCCCCUUCUUGCCCCCGCUCCUGCAGGCAGGCGGGGAUUGCAAUGGGAGCGUUGCAGAUUGCUGGAUUGUGCAUGCUUACCCUUCUGCUCCACUCUGGAAUCACGCUGGCAAAUAAAGCCAGUCAAGAUGUGGACGAGUGCGUGGAGGGCACUGACAGCUGUCACAUUGAUGCCAUCUGCCAGAACACACCCAAGUCCUACAAGUGCAUCUGCAAGUCUGGCUACACCGGUGAUGGGAAGCACUGUAAAGAUGUGGAUGAGUGUGAGCGGGAGGACAACGCAGGCUGCGUCCACGAGUGUGUCAACAUCCCUGGGAACUACCGCUGCACCUGCUACGAUGGCUUCCGCCUGGCACACGACGGCCACAACUGCCUGGACCUGGAUGAGUGCUCAGAGGGCAACGGCGGCUGCCAGCAGACCUGCGUCAACAUGAUGGGCAGCUACGAGUGCUUCUGCCGGGAGGGCUUCUUCCUCAGUGACAACCAGCACACGUGCAUCCAGCGCCCUGAAGAAGGAAUGAACUGCAUGAACAAGAACCACGGCUGUGCCCACAUCUGCAGAGAGACCCCCAAGGGGGGCAUCGCCUGCGAGUGCCGCCCGGGCUUUGAGCUCACCAAGAACCAACGUGACUGCAAACUGACGUGCAACUACGGGAACGGCGGCUGCCAGCACACCUGUGAUGACACGGACCAGGGUCCCAAAUGUGGCUGCCACGUCAAGUUCUUGCUGCACUCUGACGGCGUCACCUGCAUAGGGGAGAGACACUUCCAGCAACACGUUAUCCUUGAGACGUUUUCUAAUGAGACCUGUGCUGUGAACAACGGAGGCUGUGACAGCAAGUGUCACGACGCGGCCACCGGCGUGCACUGCAGCUGCCCCAUGGGCUUCAUGCUGCAGCCCGACAGGAAGACCUGCAAAGACAUCGACGAGUGCCGGCUCAACAACGGCGGCUGCGACCACAUCUGCAGGAACACGGUGGGCAGCUUCGAGUGCAGCUGCAAGAAGGGCUACAAACUGCUCAUCAACGAGAGGAACUGCCAAGAUAUCGACGAGUGCUCCUUCGACCGGACCUGCGACCACCUCUGCAUCAACACCCCUGGGAGUUUCCAGUGCCUCUGCAACAAGGGCUACACGCUGUAUGGGCUCACCCACUGUGGAGAUGUUGAUGAAUGCAGCAUCAACCGUGGGGGCUGCAAAUUUGGCUGCAUCAACACACCUGGCAGCUACCAGUGUACCUGUCCUGCUGGCUGCAAGCUGCACUGGAACAAAAAGGACUGCAUAGCCGGUGCAUGUCCCUCAGAGCUGGUGAAAUGCCUGGCAGGUUCGGUUCCACCACGGGCCACUCUCACCUGCAACAAGACGGGCAAGAAGGACAGCUGUGCCCUUACCUGCUCCUCCAAGGCUCGUUUCCAGCCAGAGUCUGACAGCAGCUACACGGUGAGCUGCGGGACGCCGGUGCUGCGUCAGGGCAGCCAGCACAGAGCAGCCAACAGCAGCCAGCAGUGCCUCGAGACUGUCGCUGCCCCAAUCAAGCAGAAGGCUUCCUUCAAGAUCAAGGAUGCCAAGUGCCACCUGCACCCGCGGGCAAAGAGCAAGCAGGAUGAGGCGGGGAAGGCUGGAGCACAAGGCGGUGCUGCACCCUGCUCCGACUGCCAGGUGGCCUUUGUCAACCUCAAGUGUGACUCAUCCAAGAAGGGGAAGGGCCGCCGGGCGCGAAACUCCUCCGGCAAGGAGGUGACACGCAUCACACUGGAGUUCGAGGCGGAGAUCAAACCAGAGGAGACCACAGCCAGCUGCAACCUGCACUGCCUGCGACAGAAAGUGGAGAAAAAGCUCAAAUCAGCCAUCAAAGCCCUGAAGAAAUCCAUCAACCAGGAGCGGUUCCUGCUGCGCUUUGCUGGGAUGGAGUACGAGGUGGCAAGGAAGCUGAGCGUGGCCCCGGAACGGCAGGAGAGCUGCGGGCCGGGCCAGCAGCGCCUGGGCACCAAGUGUGUUAGCUGCUCGCAGGGAACCUAUUACCAUGGGCAGACGGAGCAGUGCGUCCCCUGCCCCUCUGGCACCUACCAGGAGAAGGAAGGGCAGCUCUCCUGUGACCUGUGUCCCCGCAGCGAUGCGUUCGGCCCCGUGGGAGCCACCAACAUCACCGGCUGCACAGGUCAGUGCCCCCCUGGGCAGCAUUCCACCGAUGGCUUCAAGCCCUGCCAGCCGUGCCCACGUGGCUCCUACCAGCCCGAGGUGGGGCGGGCGCUCUGCUUCCCCUGCGGCGGGGGGCUGACAACCCGGCACGAGGGAGCCCUCUCCUUCCAGGACUGUGACACCAAAGUCCAGUGCUCACCUGGGCACUACUACAACACCAGCGUGCACCGCUGCAUCCGCUGCGCCGUGGGCACCUACCAGCCUGACUUCAGGCAGAACUACUGCAUUGCCUGUCCUGGAAACACCACCACCGACUUCGACGGCUCCACCUCCGUGUCCCAGUGCAAAAAUCGCCAGUGCGGAGGCGAGCUGGGCGAGUACACGGGUUACAUUGAGUCCCCCAACUACCCGGGGAAUUACCCUGCCAAUGUCGAGUGCACAUGGAACAUCAACCCACCGCCCAAGAGGAAGAUCCUCAUCGUGGUGCCAGAGAUCUUCCUGCCCUCUGAGGAUGAGUGCGGGGACGUCUUGGUGAUGCGGAAAAACUCCUCCCCAUCUUCCAUCACUACCUAUGAGACGUGCCAGACCUAUGAGAGACCCAUCGCCUUCACCGCCCGCUCUCGCAAACUCUGGAUCAACUUCAAAACCAGCGAGGCCAACAGCGCCCGGGGCUUCCAGAUCCCCUAUGUCACCUAUGAUGAGGACUAUGAGCAGCUGGUGGAGGACAUCGUGCGGGACGGCAGGCUGUACGCCUCCGAAAACCACCAGGAGAUCCUCAAGGAUAAGAAGCUGAUCAAAGCGUUCUUCGACGUGCUGGCACACCCCCAGAACUACUUCAAAUACACGGAGAAGCACAAGGAGAUGCUGCCCCGCUCCUUCAUCAAGCUGCUCCGCUCCAAAGUCUCCAGCUUCCUGCGGCCCUACAAAUAGCGCCCUGACACCCCGGGCCGCCCGGCCACCAAGGAAACCCUCUCCUCCCUCUCUUCUUAUUUCAGUUUUCCUCCUUCCUCCUGCCUGGCUCCGGCAGGACCGCCGCCUCCCGUCCCACACACAGCUCCGGUCUCACCCUGAUCUCACCCAGCGAUGCCAUUCCUCUCUUCUGCAGCAGCUUCUUCACCCCCAUCCGUUUCCUUCCCACCUCUGUGCCGGCUCUGUCCCAUCCCUUGAUGCCACCCAGGCACCCGCAGCCCCCCCAGGGCUCAUCUCCUGCCCCAUCCCAGGGCAGCACCGGAGGUGACGCCGCGUUUUGCGCAGCGCACGGAGCUCAGCUAUCAGCCCAGCUUUGCGGAGGAGCCUGGGGGGGGGAGGGGGGGAAGAAAACCAAACCAAGCGUAACGCCAACUUUGUUAAAAAUAACCACGAUAAGGAAAAAAGAAAGGACAGAAUGGGACAGCACGGUGGCACUGGUGGCCGUCCUGCUGGAGAGCCGUGCUGGCACCUGGCACUGGAGGAAGGCAUGGAGAACAACGUGUGGCUGCAUGGGAGAGAUGGAGCGAUCAAGGAGGACUUCAGCCGGGCGCGUUCUUCCCCCCUCCUCCCCCCACGGACAUUUGUGCCAAGGAACCAGACUUCCUUCCAAGCUCUGCCAAAGAGUAACUCGUCGACAGAAAGCAAGCUUUGUGAAGAGCAGGAGUCAACGUUUGUGCACUAGGAUAUCCUCCUUUCUACCUUUUUCAUAUGUAUUAAGUGCAAUCAUUUGAGUCUUCUUUAUAUUAUUUAGAGGGAAGUUGUUUUUUUUUGUUGUUGGUUUUGUUUUUUUUUUUUUUUCUACUAGAAACUACAAUAUUUAUACCUGCCUGAGAAAUGAGAAUGUGUGUCUGUCACAAAAAAAGAACAAAACAACAGAACAACAAACCAAGCCCAGCCCUGGGAUGCUGGUGACAAAUGCAAUGGUGUUUUCUGGCCUUGGAACCUUUUCUGCUGCAUGUUUUCCCUGUAGCAACCUGCUUUGGUGGAAGGCUGCACAUCUCCUCUGCGGGAAAGCAGAGCUUGGCCAUGAUGGGGUGAGUUGUACUGGGUUUUAAGGCACUUCUGUCCACUCACAGUGGAUCCAUCACUUCUACUGGGGCUGUCUGUAAUGCUGGCAGGGUCGGUGCUGUAUGCUUUCAGGCUGGUUGAGCUCCUUGGCUCGUGCUGCUCCGUCCCACUGCACCCAAUCCUCCCAUCCUGGGAGAGAAAUUGCUCCAUGUAUCCCCCCGAUGGCCCAGGCAGAGCCCUGGUUUGGUCCAUGCCCCCCUCAGUCUGUGCUGCUCGCUCACCCCAACAACUGGGCUCUGCUGGGGCGCUGGGAUGGGUUGUAAUGUGCAGGGAUGCGUCCCCAAGACGUGGGGGGUUGGAAAAGGCUGCACUGAUUCAUCACAGCUGUGGGCUUCUCUCUCCUGCCGCCCGGCUCGCAGCCUGGCUGGAAGCAGCUGGGGGCUGAGCUGUUUGUCGCUCGGUUUGGUGUCUGAGAGCAGCUGCUUUGAUGCACAAAAGCCGUUGUAGGGAUUCGGAGGGUUGGUUUUUUGUUGUGUUUUUUAAUCGCUCUGGGGCAGCCACAGCAGAGCAAUGGCCACCAAAAGGGUCUUUCGUAUUUAGGAAAAAAA